CAACUGCCUGAACAUGCUAUAAAUACAAAGGCGAAAGUAAAACAUUUAUAAGUUGCAAUUCAACCGCACAUCGUAAAGCAUUUAAGAAAAAAAUGAGUUUCAUAGUUCAUGUUGGCUGCUUUCUCGUUGUUCUUGGAUGCAUUUCGGGGACAGGACACGCCGAAAAUAACGCUGAAUUCACGGCCAAAGCCCGCGAGAUGCUUGAAUUGUAUGCCAAUCCCUCGGCCGAUAAAAGUGCUCAGAGCCGAAAAAUUCCGGAAUUGGCUGAAUUCUAUGAGAAAUACAAAGAUCUGAUUGAUCUUACUGAUCAGGAACGGCAGCGAGCCAACGAUUUGCUGACGAGGUAUAAGGCGGAAAAAGCCAAGCAAGUCUAUGUGGAUGGUGUACCGCAACAGGGAGGGUUCUUUACGGCUUUGGGUGUGGGGCUUCUUGUCUCCGCGUCUACAGAAAUUGGGGUUGAAGUUUACAAACGAGCGACGUCUUCUUGCAGCACAAUCCAAAUAAGUCGAGAAAUGGGAAUCUGUGGUAUCCUUUUACUGAUCGCCCUUUAUAAAAUAAGGUCAAAACUCUAGUAGACAUUAUUUCUGAAUAUUUCUGAAUUUCGCAUAGCAAUGUUUUUAAGAGUAAUUUCACAUUUAUAAAUAAAAGGUAAUUUUCAAAAGAA
Messenger RNA from Drosophila elegans, 664 nucleotides. RefSeq names its product protein Turandot E-like. The coding region runs from base 93 to 572 and encodes 159 amino acids. Gene Ontology annotation, biological process: immune system process. Lineage: Eukaryota; Metazoa; Arthropoda; Insecta; Diptera; Drosophilidae. The transcript has 2 exons. The record is from RefSeq and is a predicted model, not a curated record.